UCACUUUAUGUGCAUUCUUUCCAGGGCGCGCUUUACGACAGUGUGCGCCGUGUUUACGGCCACCCAUGAUAAUUGCAGGGAUAGAGGUAAACAAGGAUCCUCGGCGUGUGUUUGUGUUUGUCUGUCUGCUCCGAAGGUGUGGAACUCACAAAGAGAGCGACAAUGCUUCUUCAAAAUCGAGCUGUGUUUGCGCUUGGUCUACGGAUGUGUUCCACUAAUGUGAUGAGAGGACCUGCAGUAGACACAGCAAGACCCAGCUCAGACAUGUCUGAAUUCCGCAAGCUCUUUUCCCAAGCCAAGCACAUAGCAAUCAUCACGGGGGCAGGUGUGAGCGCAGAGAGUGGAGUGCCGACCUUCAGGGGAGAAAAUGAGAAGUGGAGGAAGUGGCGAUCUCAGGAUCUGGCGACUCCAGAGGCCUUCUCUCGCACCCCGUCUCGGGUCUGGGAGUUCUACCAUUACAGGAGGGAGCUGGCUUUGAGAAAGAGGCCCAGUGCUGCCCAUCUGGCUAUAGCUGAGUGUGAGGCCCGGCUGAAGAAGCAGGGGCGCUCCGUGGUUGUCAUCACCCAGUGCAUAGACGACCUCCACCAACAGGCCGGGUCCAAACAUGUACUCAAGGUUCAUGGCAGCCUGAUGGAGACGCGCUGUGUGAGCUGCAGAGAAGUGACCGUGAACAAGCGUAGCCCCAUAUGUGCUGCCCUUAAGGACAAAGGAGCGCCUGACCCAGAUGUAGCUGAUGCCCAGAUUCCUGUGGAUAAGCUGCCAAGGUGCAACGAAAGAGACUGCCGCGGUCUGCUGAGGCCCAACGUUGUGUUCUUUGGGGAAACUCUGGACUCUCAUAUUCUGACAAAGGUGGAAAAAGAGAUGGAGACCUGUGAUCUCUGCCUUGUGGUGGGCACGUCUUCGAUUGUUUACCCAGCAGCCAUGUUUGGCCCCCAGAUCGCAUCCAGGGGCGUCCCAGUGGCUGAAUUCAAUACGCACACAACACCAAAAACCGAGUACUUCACGCACCAUUUCCAGGGUCCGUGUGGAACCACUCUGCCUCCAGCUUUGGCGCGACACGAGUCAGAGGUGAUUUAAGAGCCACAGGAACGACUUUACAGACGGCAAGCAGUGGCUUCUUCUACAGACCAAUGCUAUCAAAGGCUGGUGGGAAGGUUACGUAGCGUCUUUUUUACUCCAAAUGUUUGCCUUAAAAUCACAGCUGAUACUUGGAAGUAGGAGAGUUGUACAGAAUUUAGCUUUUUAGGAACUUUAAGAUGGACCUAUUAAUACUUGAAUAUAUAAUGCGCUAAACUGGAAAUUUGAUAUUGUAUGUUCUAUGUGUCAUCUGCUUGAAAAGAAUAUGCACUGCAUACAUUAUUUGCAUAGGAAAAUAUCUCCAAGGAUAUCAGAGGGUAUUGUUUUUCUUGCUCAUUAGAUGCUGGUGGCAGAAUGUCAGAUUUUUUUUUUUUAUAUAUGCAUUCUGUGCUGUAAAAUUAUGCUGUAGAUCAGCAUCACUGGAGAAUAUUCUUCUGUUCUCUCUCUCCACCAAAUGAACAGAUGUACGGAGGAUAACUUAAUCUUGUGCCUUUCAAAACCUGUUUACACAACCUUGACCAAAUGCUCGCUUUAAACCUCAAGUGCAAAAUCGACCAAUGUUACAGAGAUUCAGCCAGAGUUUUUUUUCUUUUUUUUUUGAACGAGGACAGAGAGGGUUGAGAAAGAGACAGAAAUCUUCUCAAUCCCUUGCCUGAAUCAGCAUUAUCUCCCUCUCAUGAGGUUUGAUUGUGUCUGUCAUGACAUCAUUGCAGUUACAUGUCAUGAAGUAAUCAUGACGCAUUUGAUACAUUUUUUCAAUGUCUUUUCAAUAUACAUGUUCAACCACUGUAGAUGGAAAAUGAAAAUAAUCACAUUAAAUAAGAUGAUUGUCUGUUCUUUAACUUUUAUACCAAUGAUAAUCAAUAUCUUAUCCUGUUUUCUAUUAAACCGGCUAGUGCAUUUAUACAGAAAAUGAUUAUUAAAACACUAAAUGAACA
Messenger RNA from Acanthopagrus latus (yellowfin seabream), 2015 nucleotides. Its product is annotated as NAD-dependent protein deacylase sirtuin-5, mitochondrial-like. Bases 163 to 1077 code for a protein of 304 amino acids. Lineage: Eukaryota; Metazoa; Chordata; Actinopteri; Spariformes; Sparidae. The transcript has 9 exons. Gene Ontology annotation, molecular function: NAD+ binding; protein-malonyllysine demalonylase activity; protein-succinyllysine desuccinylase activity. The record is from RefSeq and is a predicted model, not a curated record.